Messenger RNA from Sardina pilchardus (European sardine), 2449 nucleotides. Its product is annotated as mitogen-activated protein kinase 9-like. The transcript is spliced from 12 exons. Gene Ontology annotation, biological process: JNK cascade; protein phosphorylation. Gene Ontology annotation, molecular function: JUN kinase activity; ATP binding. Gene Ontology annotation, cellular component: nucleus; cytoplasm. NCBI's taxonomy places the organism in Eukaryota, Metazoa, Chordata, Actinopteri, Clupeiformes, Clupeidae. The record is from RefSeq and is a predicted model, not a curated record. The coding region runs from base 140 to 1417 and encodes 425 amino acids.
GUGGGUUGUAAAAAAUUGUUGUUGUGUCGAGGAAAGGUAAUAAGAGUGUUGGCGUUGCUCAACUGAUAAAGGCACGAUAGAGCAGAACACAUCAGUCAAGUCUGGUCAGCCUGACACCACACGUCAACGCUGUGGCAGGAUGACAGACGAGGGGGAGCAGUUUUACAACGUCCAAGUGGGGGACUCAACCUUCAAUAUACUCAAACGCUACCAACAACUUCGUGCCAUUGGAUCUGGGGCACAGGGAAUUGUGUGCUCUGCUAUGGACACAGUUCUGGAUAUCCCAGUUGCAGUGAAGAAACUGAGUCGUCCUUUCCAGAACCAAACCCACGCCAAACGGGCCUACAGGGAGCUGGUCCUGCUCAAGUGUGUCAACCACAAAAAUAUUAUCAGACUCAUCAAUGUCUUCACACCUCAGAAAUCUUUGGAGGAUUUUCAGGACUUGUACCUUGUGAUGGAGCUGAUGGAUGCCAAUCUUUGUCAGGUUAUCCACAUGGAUCUGGACCAUGAGAGGUUGUCCUAUCUGCUCUACCAGAUGCUCUGUGGAAUUCAUCACCUCCACUCGGCUGGAAUCAUUCACAGGGACUUGAAGCCCAGCAACAUUGUGGUCCAAACGGAUUGCACACUGAAGAUUUUAGAUUUUGGCCUUGCACGGACGGCCUGCGCUAAUUUCAUGAUGACUCCCUACGUGGUGACCAGAUAUUAUAGGGCACCAGAAGUCAUUUUAGGGAUGAAGUACAAGGAGAACGUUGACCUAUGGUCUGUAGGCUGCAUAAUGGCGGAAAUGGUUCUGCACCGGAUCUUGUUUCCUGGGAAAGACUACAUUGACCAGUGGAACAAAAUUAUUGAAGUCCUUGGUACACCAUGCUUGGAGUUUAUGAGUCAACUCAUGGAAACUGUCAGGAAUUAUGUCAUGAGUAAGCCCCAGUUCCCAGGAAUCAAUUUUGCUGAGGUGCUGCCAGACUGGGCCUUCCCCUGUGAAUCUGAACAAGAUAAGCUAAAAACCAGCCAAGCACGAGAUCUUCUCUCCAAGAUGCUUGUUAUUGACCCUGAGAGAAGAAUAUCUGUGCAGGAAGCCUUAAAUCACCCCUACAUUCAGUUGUGGUAUGACCCAUCAGAAGUCAAAGCUCCACCUCCGCACAUUUCCGAUAAGCAGCUGGAUGAGCGAGAGCACAGCAUUGAGCAGUGGAAAGUGUUGAUAUUUGAAGAGAUCAUGGACUGGGAGGAUAGAAGUGAACUAAACACGGGACUGCAGAGGGAGGAGUCAUUGGACUCAGCUGUGAGCAGUGCCACAGGCAUCGUACAGUCCGCCUCCAUCUAUGACAUGUCUUCCGUGUCCACAGAGCAGACUCUUGCUUCGGACACCGACAGCAGCAUUGCGGACCCCCUCAGUGACCCGCCGGACGAGGGCCUAUGAUGGGACGCUAGAUCUCCACACUGCCUGUGGCACACAUCGGCCUCUCCCCCACACAACACCUCCCCCUGGUGUUACAUGGUUAUGCUUUGUUUUAUAUUUAUGUGGGUCUUUACUUGUGAAGUCCCAUUUUCAGCCCAAGGUGGUUCUUGGUACAGUAUCUUGCCAAUAUGAUUUCGGUCCCAGAUGUACUCUAGUUUCAUCUAGUGGCCUUUUAUACCAAGAUAGCACCACUACUGUGGAUUCCAUGAGGUGGUGCAUGUCUGAAUUACUUGAAAUAUACUUGAAGUAGACUUCAAGUAGCAAUGUGCAAUUCCAUUUUAUUUAUUCAUCUGACAAUAAUGAACCAAAGUAUUUAAUAUUAAACUGAAUUUGGCUCAGUAUGCCCAUUUUUUAUUUGAAUCUCAGUGCAGGGUGUAUCCGUAUAGGGGUGUAUAAGUUCUUCAUUAAUUUCAGGAAAUAGUUUUGUGGUAAAUCAGUUACAGCCAGUUGUGAUCAGGGUUAGAUGGAUUGGUAUGUAAAUGUCCAGUUCACUGAAGAGCUACUGACGUAGAGGUCAGAAAAACUGGCAUGGCAACUGAGAACUGAAUGUUUCUUAGCACCUGUAAACACCUGUACGCUUUCAGCACUAUUCAUAUUGGGGAGCUGAACGAAGUGACUUUGUUGAUGAUCAAAAAGUAAGCAUGCAGUCCUGCCUUCUGCCAAAAUAUUCAUUUGGUUUUACAAACCUUCAUCUUUGUUUUGUUGUUAACAAACAUGUGUGCAUGUGUGUGCUCCUGAGUAAGUGUAAUUUACCAGAGGACUCUGUGUGUGUGCAUGCCUAUUUAAUGAAUGUAAUGAUAUGAUCCACCACCACUGGACCAUAUGCUCCUUGUACUAAUAUACUGAGUACAUUCUACAUGUGAAGGACACAUUAUAUACAGUACAGGGACCCCAAAGUGGAUGUGGAUUAAAAUGAGGACAUCUCACAAGUUGAAUUGUGAAGUGUUCUGACCAUAGUAUGCAUUGUGUGUUGUGCAAUGGCCUCUAUAAAUG